Neolamprologus brichardi is the source of this 1226-nucleotide messenger RNA. NCBI's taxonomy places the organism in Eukaryota, Metazoa, Chordata, Actinopteri, Cichliformes, Cichlidae. The record is from RefSeq and is a predicted model, not a curated record.
CACGGCGCAUGUCCGCAGCGGGACCGUCACGUUGCAUAGUUCGGUCCAAUCAACAGAAACUUUCCUAACAGAGAAUUGUAAGAUGGCGACCGCCGAACCGGAAACUAACCCAAGUCCUUCCCAGCCUGAUGAAGAUGGAGCUGAGCAGACCGGACAGGAGAUUGUGAGCCCAGAGGCCUACAUCAAACACCCGCUCCAGAACAGAUGGUCUCUGUGGUUCUUCAAGAAUGACAAGAGCAAAACAUGGCAGGCCAACCUGCGACUCAUCUCUAAAUUUGACACAGUUGAAGAUUUCUGGGAUGGCAUUGAACCCAUGUGGGAGGAUGAGAGGAACAAGCGUGGCGGGCGCUGGCUAGUUACACUCAACAAGCAGCAGAGGAGAUUAGACCUGGACCGCUACUGGCUGGAAACUCUGCUGUGCUUAGUUGGAGAGGCCUUUGACGACUACAGCGACGAUGUCUGCGGAGCCGUGGUCAACGUCCGCACAAAAGGGGAUAAAAUAGCCGUCUGGACGUCAGACUACGAGAACCGCGAAGCUGUAACGCACAUAGGGAGAGUUUACAAGGAACGCUUGGGGCUUCCCGUGAAGAUGACUAUUGGUUACCAGUCUCAUGCAGACACCGCUACCAAAAGCGGUUCAACCACCAAGAACAAAUUUGUUGUUUGAGAAAGCCCUUAUGUGCCUCUUUUCAUUAUCUUGUCUUAUUUUGUUGUUGGUGCACAUGUUUACUUUGCUGCAAAAGACUCUGCGGAAUGCAAUCUGGAAGGAAAUAAAGAGUUCAUGCCAAAUGUUGCCAUAACCUGCCCAGGAACUUAUACCACAGGAAAAAAGAAAUGCAAUGGAAAACAGAUGAAUGCAAAAACUUCCACAAACACUAAUAAUGAGAGGUAUUAAUAGUGGAUGUCAUUUAGAGUGCUUCAUUUUGUACUAAACAAAAUCGUUCUGAUUUUAUAUUUUUAUUUUGCGAAUGGCAGGGAAUCAGAAAAUGUAUAUUUCUCACCCGUUUUACAGCAUCGUUGGUUUGGCUGUAAUCCUUAUUGACAUUAAACUCUUUUAAUUUAUUAUAUUAAUUUGCUUGCAUAUUAUUAGAAUGUUAGACCUUCGUUUUAUGCUUCUUCUUUUUUUUUUUGCCUUGAGCCAUUGCACGUAAUCAACCUUUUUAAAGUGUUUCAUGACAUAUAUUCAUUUGAGUGUUAAUAUAAUUAAAACAUUGGUUUUGCAAUUA